GCUCAGGUACCAUUCUCAGCAUGAUGAGGAAGAGCACUUCUCGAUGCGUUACGAUAACGUUUUGAUAGUUGUUUUGGUAUCUGUUCACCCCGUUAUUACAGGAUUGUAGGUUCAAUUAAUGGUCUGAUUUGUUUGUCGGACGAUUUUUUUUUAUUAAUAGUAGCGUUGUUAUUAUUUGGAACCCAGCCAUUAGAAAGACCUUGCAUGUUCCGUUGCCCCCUAGUUCAUUGUCGGGUCGUCUUCAUAAGUUUGUUAUUGGGUUUGGAUUCAAUUCUUGUACUAAUGACUUCAAGGUCGUGAGAAUUGUGUAUUUUUGGGAUUCGGACAUGAAUGUUUACAGAGUUAAUCCUGAGGUUGAGGUUUAUGAGAUUAGCACUGAUUUGUGGAGAAGUAGUAGGGCUGUUGUUCCUCCGUAUGAGAUUAUUAAUCCCCGCCAUUGUUCACAUGUUUUUGUGAAAGGGGCUUCGCAUUGGGUAGCAAUUGAGCAUGAGAAGGAACAAAAUCGCUAUUUGAUUUUGUCGUUUGAUAUGGAUUCUGAGGUUUUCGGCGAGAUGAUGCUUCCAGCUAGUGUUUCUAAUGGCCGCGGGUUGAAUCUGUCAAUUUCAUUUUUUGGGGAAUCUCUGUCUCUAUUCCAUUAUGAUGAUGGUGUUUUGUCAGAUGGAAGUUACUAUAAUAUAUGUCCCAUAUGGGUGAUGAAAGAGUAUGGUUCAGUGGAGUCUUGGACGAAAUUAUUUACUGUUGAUUUAGGAAGAAAGAUAGACUAGGUUUUGGGAUUUAGAAAAACUGGUGAAGUUGUUUUGGCAAAGAGUAACGGAGGGCUGGUUUCAUAUGAUCCUGAGUGCGACCAAGAAGUCAGUCUUGGAAUCCGUUGGACUAAAUACUCCCUUCAUUUGGAUUCUAAUAUGGAGA
Molecule: messenger RNA, 909 nt
Organism: Cornus florida
Lineage: Eukaryota; Viridiplantae; Streptophyta; Magnoliopsida; Cornales; Cornaceae
Product: F-box/kelch-repeat protein At3g23880-like
Exons: 1
Coding region: 327-764 (145 amino acids)
Source: RefSeq, a predicted model, not a curated record